AUGUCGAUGCAUACUGCUUACCUGCGGUACAGAUACGCAGUGCUUGACUUCGCCACCGUUGGUCCAGUCAAGUUCGGCCUUAUCGAUGUGAGAGAUUUCACCGAUGUAAACAAGAGCUGCGAGGUCCAUCAGCGAGCCGAUCAAGUGACUUCAGCUCUACGAGCAGUGAAGGAGGAAAGGGAAGCUGAAGUGAAACGCGCCAUUGUGAUCAACUAG
Perkinsus marinus ATCC 50983 is the source of this 216-nucleotide messenger RNA. RefSeq lists its product as hypothetical. The record is from RefSeq and is a predicted model, not a curated record. The coding region runs from base 1 to 216 and encodes 71 amino acids. The transcript has 2 exons. Lineage: Eukaryota; Perkinsozoa; Perkinsida; Perkinsidae.